Molecule: messenger RNA, 2287 nt
Organism: Cinara cedri
Lineage: Eukaryota; Metazoa; Arthropoda; Insecta; Hemiptera; Aphididae
Source: the annotation of a GenBank genome assembly
AUGUCGUUUAAAGUAAGUUGGCAAUUCACGAGCCUUUGACAGAGUAAAUAAUUAUUGAUUCGAGUACCUAAGGAAUGUCAGUUAUAACUGUAGGGCCCGGAUUUCAAUGCAAAAUGCAUCUUUUUUCUAUUGAUAUUAGACAAUGUUUUCCAAGUACGUAAUUGGAUUCGUGUAAUCCAAAGUCUCUCUUUUUUUUUUCAUUUUUCAAUGUUUUUUUUCAUUUUUAGAGCAUUUUUUGAUCAUUUUUUUUUUUUCGUUUUAUUACAUGUUUAUACAAUAUACGAUUAUAAUAUUACGCAGUAUCUGUACAUAAUUUACGAACAUGAUACGACUUAAUAAUUUAAAUUUAGCUAUUAACUAUUUAGCAUUCAAUACUAUCGUCGCUAUAGUAACAAGGCAAAAUUUUCAAUUUUAUAAAUUGACCAAUAAAAUAAUAAAUUAAAAAAAUGUAUGUAAUUUUUAAUGGCAUUUUCGCGGUUAUUUUAGAGUAUUUUUCGAAGAUUUUUAACGCAUUUAAAUCCGGCCCUAGUUAUAACUAUACUCCGUAUACAAUUGGUUACAAACAAAUGUUAAUAUAUGAAAUAAAAUAAUUACCUCAACUGUAGUAUAAUGAUUAACUCGAAGAGAACGUCGUACCCGCAUGCGCUGUGUCCGUCAUACAACCACACGACAUUACAAAUGUUUUUUCGGCAGGGACAGCUCUGUGCUGUUAGUUUUAAAAUUUGAGUAAAUUGAUUUACUAUCAAACUCAAAGAUACAAACAUCAUCUGUAUCGUCUCCUCGGUUUUUUUUUUUCACUAAUUUAAUUUUCAAAUGAAAUAUGAUCAUAUAAAAUAUCACGAUUGAAAAAUGCUUAUAACUCACUUAAAAAUUAAAAUAACGAGAAAAGAAACGACGCAAAGAUAUACAAUGUCAAUAGUAUCUUUACGUUUAAUAAUUACUGGUCAAUUCACUUUAAGCAGCACAUUUGGAUAUGACGUAGACAUAAAUUAGAUGACUUUACAUAUUAUAAUAAAAACAAUUUUUUUUUUCUCGGUAGGUCAGUAAACGCUCCUGCUCUCUGUACUAUAACGUGAAAUUGUAAUAAUACUAAUUAAAUAAACAAUUUUUGUAAUGUUAAGUAAGUACUUACAGUUGGUUUAGUUGGAUUUGAGUAUUUUUUCCAUUUUUAUCUAAAGUGUGAUAAAUGGUCUUUCAUAGACUUUAACGAAAUUGUAAAAUACUUUGUUUUGAUUUUUGUAGUAUGUAUCGCUAAAACUAUCUAGGUUAUUAAGGAAGUCGAUUUUCAGUUUCCAAAACAUUAUUGUUGACAAUUUCGUGAAAUAACCACAUUAUAUAUUUGUAUUUAUUUUGGAUUUUAAAUGAAGAUACAAUACUGUUUGUGGGACGGAUUGGUGUCAACAAAUAUAAAUACACUGGCUUUUUAAAAACAGUAGAGCAUCACUGCAGUUGGUUUCGGUGACAAAACUUACUUGGGUAGAAAAACAGUAAACUGCAGUGCCCGGGUUCUUUUGCCGAUUUUGCGUCCCCUUAUUAUUUUACCACGCAGUUCCCUGCUUUUUUUCGACACAAACUAGUUUAUUAAUUAUUUUUAUUUGUUUCUCUAUCUACCCGUUUCCAUUUAUAUAAUUGUUAUUAUUUACUUAUAUGUUGGAUAAAUAAUUAUGUUCUUAAGCAUUUCCCAUUCGUUGGCGCCGCGACACUGACAUUGGCAAUAAUGGCGAUGGCGGUGACUGCGGUCGAAGACGCCACUGCCGAAGACACCGCUGCCGAACCGUCGCUGUACUCGGCCGCGUACCUGCCGCACAACCCGUACGAGAGCGCAGUGGCCAGCACUUCGACCAAUAUCAUUCGGGCCCCCGGCAACCUCGGGCACGUGGCCGCGUUCCACAAAACUGUCGAGACGCCGUUCUCGUCUGUCCACAAAUCCGACGUGCGCUUCACUAAUGACGUGCAACCAUACCCAUACGCCGCCGGACCGCACCCGUACGUUGCCGGACCGCACCCGUACGCCGCCGGACCGUACCCGUACGCCGCCGGACCGCAUCCGUACGUCGCUGCUGCGGGACCGUAUCCGUACGCCAGCGCAGCCACUGGACCGUACCCAUACGCUGCAGCCCCGAUUAAAGCGCACGGUUACGUUCCGGUCAAAGCACACGGUUACGUCCAAGCCGCACCGUUACCGUACGGUUACGGUCCCGUAACCGCUCCGGUCGUAACGCCACACUCUGUCUCCCACGCUAGUUUCUCUGGACCGUACGGAUCUCACUAUUCAUAUAGAAGAUGA